GUAUGGUGGGUAAUGAUGGCGCCAUGUUUUUCAGGGAGUCGGGCCCACGUUCUGCUCGCGCUCAGUCAGCAGGACGGGAUAGAAGAACACAUGGAUUUUGAGUCGCGCUUCACGUUGCUCCAACUCUUUGCUGAGACAACCAGCUCAGAAGAACAUUGUAUCUCCUUUGAUGGGGUACACCUACCUCAGAUUCCGGGGAAGCAGCUCUUCUCAUUGGUGAAGAGAUACCUGUGUGUGACCUCCAUGAUGGACCAGCUGAGCAGUGACCGGCCCGAUGGUGGUGUGACCUCCAUGAUGGACCAGCUGAGCAGUGACCGGCCCGAUGGUGGUGAGACCUCCAUGAUGGACCAGCUGAGCGGUGACCGGCCCGAUGGUGGUGUGACCUCCAUGAUGGACCAGCUGAGCGGUGACCGGCCCGAUGGUGGUGAGACCUCCAUGAUGGACCAGCUGAGCGGUGACCGGCCCGAUGGUGGUGUGACCUCCAUGAUGGACCAGCUGAGCGGUGACCGGCCCGAUGGUGGUGAGACCUCCAUGAUGGACCAGCUGAGCGGUGAGCGGCCCGAUGGUGGUGAGACCUCCCCGCUGCAGAGACACUUUGAUUUCAGCAUGGCCAUGGGCAGCCUGAUCUGUGAACUGGUGCGGGUGAUGGGCUGGGCCGCUGAGACGCCAUCUAGAGGCUGGAGGGGAAAUGGCACUAAAUCCUCCAUUUAUAGGAAAGUCUUCCCUUCAUGUCGGAGGAUCUCACGCAGAAAACAUGGAUUGAAGGUGCGAUCGGACUUCUCCCGCAGAGGUGAUUACACGGAGUACCUGGAGCGGGUUCUCCUUCCCGGCAUGUCGGUGCGGAUGGUGGAGGACUGUGAACCUCUGAAAGCUGGAGAUGAGGGAGUCUUCCUACAAAGCCUCACCGGACUUCCUGCAGAGGUAGACUGGCACAGACUGGGGCACACACGGCCAGUACAAUGGUUCAUGUUGGAGGUGGUGAAACAUAGAGGGUACAUCAUGGAGUCGGACGAGAAGGUCAAACCAGUUCCUGGUCAUGUGAUCACCGAGUCGGUGAUCCCGGCGUUGUCCUCAGACGGCACCUCGUCUCAUCCAGAUAAGAAUUGCGCCACCAUCAGGCGGGAGGAUUGGUGGGAGAUCCUAUUCUUCAUCCAGCAACUGGAGGAGGAGCCUCAGAGGAGGGUGAUGGAGAUGAUUGGAGGCUCCUUGGAGAAGGGACGGCUGCCUCCUGUCCAGAUGUCGGUGUCUGUGGACGUAGCUCAGGAAAUGCUGGCGAUCAUUGUGAAGAACUGUCAUGGCCAUCUUCUGUGUGACCUACAGACCUCACAUGUCUAUAACCAGUUCUAUGGAAAGGCGAAGUCCCAUGAUACUGCCGGCGUUUGUGACCAUGCCUCUCCCACUAGCCCCACCCCAAGCAUAUCACAGGUGGGAACAGGACAGGGGGUGGAUGCUGGAUCCUCUGAUCUGCAGACACUAAACACUCUUCUCAUGCUGGAAGGGAUGAUGGAGCUCUCUGAGAAGACGGGAGGACUGAGCAGUGACCACGAUACUGAGAUAAAGAGAUCCCUGGAAAGCUGUCGGGUUCUUGCACCUGGUGUCCGCCAUGUUGGUUUGGAGCAUGACUGGAAAUUUGCUGACAGAAAUGUGAUCCAGGAAGGGGCCAGAGGAGCCUCCGGGAAUUCAGACCUCAGCAGUGAGAAGAUGGUCGGUAUGUUGGUGGAACUUCUUACAUCCCAGAUGAAGGACAAGCUGCUGGUGGUGACGAGUCUGCAGUUGACGUACCUGGUCAUGUCCAAGUAUGACUGGCGGGUCUUGUUUGCCACAGAGGGAGGGGUGAGAGCCGUGUUGGGGUGUAUGCAGGAACAUCGUCUCUCUGCCGCUGUUCAGCAUAUAGGGCUCGCGGUCCUGAAGGUGCUGACUGGUGCGGACGGCUCUGAUUCUCAGGGACAGUCGAGACAUAACACCACCCUGAGUCCUGGGGACGCUCAGGUGAUAAAGGAGAUCUUCUCCAGCAUUGGAUCUGCAGCCAGCGGCUCCUCCAGCAGCCUCCUCAGGGCCAUCCCCAACGCCAUUACCAAGAUGAUAAGUGUGGAGGGGUGUUUCUCCUCGGUGUACAAUGGUCUCCUGCUCCUCCGGAUGCUGAUGGAGAACCAUAAGGGUUUGUCUGAACAGCUGUCCAGUAUGGAGUUUUCCUCCGUCCUCCAGAGCUUCUUGGAGGAGCCCUGCAGUUCUAUGGAUGAGCCUCAGCGCCACCUCCUGUCUCUUCUCCUCCACUGCAGCCCGCAGAUCACUGGGAGUACUCCCGGGCUGGCAGUCCAGGAAAUGGAUCUCUCGUCUUUGCUGAGUGCUCUGAAGGACAUUCGGAUGUGUCGGGAAAUGCUGCCCUCCUUGGAGCGUUGCGUUUGUGAAGACGUCUCCUCACUACGUUGUAAUGUUCCACAACUUCUCACCGACUUCAGCUUUUUCCUGCAGCUCCUCUCCUGCCUGGAACAGCUUGGGGACGAGAAACGUCUACAACUCUGUGUGUACAGGAUCCUAAACAAGGCCUUACAUCUGUAUGAAGAGGACGUCCUUCCUUGGCAUAAGUCCAUUUCACCGAGCCUGAGAAUUCUGGAAGCUUCUGGUGGGGACAGAGAGCUCUUCCAGGAGGUGGUCCGUUUCCUCUACAGCUUGGCGGUGGCCAGUAAGGACUGCGCUAUGGUCAUGAGUGGUCUCAGAGCUGGAGAUAUUCUAAGUAAAACGUUGGACAAACAGAGCUCUGAUGAGUUGACAUCGAAACUCCGAGACCUCCUAACAACCUGUGAGACAUACACUGCUGUACACCACAAGAUGGCGGCCUGCGUGGUGGCUGGAUGUAUGCAGGUACAAGUAUUAUUCCUGUCCACGGCACUCUCAUCCACCAAGGCGGAGCAGAAGGAGGAGAAAUGUUGGGAGAAGAUGGACGUCUCCUCCAAUCCUCAUCGUGUGAGCCGACUGACCGAUGGAAACCCCAAAUCUUAUUGGGAGUCGAGUGGAAGCCUUGGGUCCCAUUCCAUCACCAUCCACAUGCAGCGAGGGGCGGUGAUCCGGCAGCUGGCGAUGGUUGUGUCCAGUGAAGAUUCCAGUUAUAUGCCGUCCCGAGUGGUAGUGAUGGGAGGGGAGAACCAAUCACACGUGAAUACAGAGCUGAACGCGGUGACCAUCGCCAGCACAGCCGGGCGUAUUCUGCUACUGGAUGGUGUCACUCGUUUCUGGCCUAUCAUUCAGAUCAAGAUCAAGCGGUGUCAGCAGGGCGGGAUUGACACGCGUGUUCGGGGCCUGGAGAUCUUGGGGCCAAAGCCAACGUUCUGGCCGGUGUUUAAGGAGCAGCUUUGUAGAAGAGCCUUCUUGUUCUACACCAGCAGGGGGCGUAGCUGGGGGCAGGAGAUCUGUGACAACAAGGAGAACCUACUGCAGCUCUUCAGCAGGUUGGAGAAGACGUUGUCCCAGGAGGAGGAGUUCAUCGACCGUUUCCUCCCCGAUGAUGAGGCCGCUCAGGCUGUGGGCCGGAUGUGCCGGGAGGCUCUGAUCUCCCCCCUGGUGCAGAGUAUCACCACCUCAGAUCCUGGAGGAACGAGUCCUCUUCAUUGGCUCCUCACACGUUACCUGGAGAACAGCCAAUCAGGAUUGUCCACCUUCGAUUCCCGAGUGCGGAGACUGACCCGCCUCCUGGUCCAAGUGGACACCGCCCCCCCCGGCACCACCGGACUGAAACCCCCCAAUAAUACCAGUGGAGAGAACGGCGGCUCCUCCAGUGGGACAGUGAGCGCCUCCUGCUGUGGGGUGGGCAGUAUGGUCGGGAUGGCGGAGUGCUGGCAGGGGGUGGUUGAGCAGCAGGUGCGGCACUUCCUGGAGGAGCGGUGGAAGGAGGAGGAUCCGGUUCCUGAAUUCUGCUCCAUGUACGCGGCGUACCGGGGGGCCCUGGAGGAAAUGUUCGCUCAGCGGGAGCCGUUUUUACUCGCUUUACAGCAAGGAUUCUGCCGGGGCGUGUCACACCUCCCAUCCCCCACUGCACUACAUGUAAUGGAGCGGUUUGCUCGGUACAUUGAUCGGCAGAUUAUUGCUGUUCGAUCCGAUUCCUCAGAUUUCCAGUCAAUGGAGAAGCUUCAGCAGUUCCUGGAAUUUGUUCUUUUCCUAUCAGAUCUGGAAAUGUGUAAUUCCUUCGAACAUUUCUACAGGCAUUACCUGGCUGAGCGUCUGCUGACAUUUGGACUUUGCUGGUUGGAGAAUUUUGUGGUCGAUCGGAUCGGAAUUUGUUUUCCAAACCAGUUUCCUCAGCAAAUGUUAAAAAAUCUGCAGGAGGCAAAAGAUCUUCAGAGAGAAGAACAUCUGUACUGGCUGAAGGAGGAGGACACUGAACUCCUAUCAGAGGAGGAGGGGAUGGUGACGAUGGAGGACGGCGGUGGGACUGAUUGGAUGGAGGACGGCGGUGGGACGGAUUGGAUGGAGGACGGCGGUGGGACGGAUUGGAUGGAGGACGGCGGUGGGACGGAGGACGGGUUCGAUGUUGAGGUUUCUCUCCUCUCAGCUCAGUGUUGGCCGUUCUCUGAUCACCUCUUUAUGUACGACCCACAGAAGUAUUUUUCCAGUUCCUUGGCUCUCCCUCUGCUGAGGUUCACCACCUUCUUCAGGAAGUGUCCGGCUCUUCCAGGCUCCUCCCUGCACUGGACGUGGUUGGGGAAGGCGGAGUUGCGGUAUGGCGACCUCACCCUCCGGGUCUCCACCCUCCAGAUGUUCAUAUUGCUGAACUUCAACCAGCAGGAGGAAAUUUCAGAGGAGGAGAUCCGGAAUCGGAGCGGAGUGUCUGGAGGAGUGCUGAGGAGUUCUCUGGAGCCGCUGACGGCGAAGACCGGAAUCCUGGCAAUACGGGAGGAGACCGGGUCUUUGUAUCUGGACACAUCGGUGUUGUGUGACGAGGGGGCGGGGCCAGUUCUCACUCUGAUCCCUACACGGGGGAAGGGGGCCCCCGAUAUCUCCAGUCUGGAGGAAAAGAGGCGUUUCAUACUGGAGCUGGUGGAUCAAGUCAUGAGGGAAGAGCGCUAUGUCCAUAUAGACGCCUUGGUGGUGAAGGUGAUUGGUGCUUCCCGGAAACGGACAGACACGCCUCCUUUUACUUGUGCCACCGAUGUGCUGUGCUGUAUAAUGUGCCGGCUCAGGGACGGCGCCAUCUACAGGAAGACGGACAAUCCGCUAAUCCUUGGCUGUAAAGAGGAGUCUCCUCCUUCCCCUCCCCCACUGAGCCCGCUGCUGUCACAUGAUGAGCCUGUGAUGCCCAUCCCCCCACAGGUGUCCGAGUUCUGCAGCGUCCGCAAAAUCACCAACAACAUCGGAGCCGCGUCGGAGGAGAGGCCAAUGUUCCGAACAUUCCGAUAUCCGGAGUAGCCUGCAGCUCCCGGGAACGUCACAACGUAUCGAUUGGAGAUCCCGGCGUGACUUCCCGGUUAUAGCAAAUAAACAUAUUGUGAUCUAUCCACCAAUCCAAUCACACGACUCCAGGUGACUACACAGGUCACAGAAGCUCCGCCUCCUUCCCAUCCAGGACAUGACCACGCCUACUGCGCUCUUCUUUUCCUAUCAAACCGGAUCACUGAGAUGUGUCCUCCCCCACUAAACGUAACUCCAACCAACGCGUUUCUCUCAAAGAGUUAUGUGCCCAUUCUGCAGGCGAAACGCGUUAGGGUUCUGAAAUAGAAUGGUGACUGCACUCUGCCUCUUAUAUAAAUGACUACACACUAAAUCCUAAUGUGCAAAACUGAGGAGGAGAGAAAUUCAGAUAAAGUGUUCUGAGAGAUCUCCUCCCCCAUUCCUGGAUCCUGCGCCUCACCUUCCCACCGCCCUGAAUGCGAGGAUGAUGGUGAUGGAGGAGGGGAGAGUGGGCUGGAGAAGAUUUGCAUUGGUCAUAUGGAGAAAAAUUGAUGUCUGGAGUAAAAGUGGAACUUCACUUCCUCAGUCAACAUCGGCCAUUUGUAUUCCUCGUCCUCCCAUCAUCAUCAUCGUGGAUAGAUAGAGACGU
Messenger RNA from Rana temporaria (common frog), 6031 nucleotides. RefSeq names its product cullin-9-like. The transcript has 27 exons. Lineage: Eukaryota; Metazoa; Chordata; Amphibia; Anura; Ranidae. Gene Ontology annotation, molecular function: ubiquitin protein ligase binding. The record is from RefSeq and is a predicted model, not a curated record. The coding region runs from base 13 to 5400 and encodes 1795 amino acids. Gene Ontology annotation, biological process: ubiquitin-dependent protein catabolic process.